AUGGAUGAAGCCGAACGGAUUCGUGUGGUACAGCAGUUUCCAUACCUUUAUGACAAAAAACACUCCUUGUUCAAAGACAAGAUGGACAGGGAGAAUUCUUGGAAAACGAUUUUUGGUCUAAUGAACGACCAUCAACAGCACGAAAUAUUUAGUGCUAUUGAUGUGGAAAAACGUUGGACUUCGCUGCGGCAAAAAUACAGCCAGCAAAAAAAAGAAAUAAGGACAAUGCCUUCGGGAUCAGCUGGAGGUGUGAAGGUUAAGUGGUCGUUUUUUGACUCCAUGGGAUUCUUGGAGGAAUUUGUUCAUGCCCGGAAAUGGCUCACAACCAAUGGCAGCAAAUGCUGUAUCAAAGAUGUGGCCCCGUUGGCCGAUCUUUGGGAGCCGUUGCCUGAGCUUUGGGAUAGCUUAGGAACAAUUACCUCAGACAACGUGGCCACAACUGAAGUUACUGAGAGCAAGAUAAGGAAAAAAUGGAGCCUGUGGCAGGGACCUCUAAUGAUGCCAUUCGUCAACAAACCGGUGGCGUAUUGUAUUUGCCUCAGCGUUACAGAACCGGCCGUAAAUAUUACCAUGCGAUUGGUCACAAAUUUCCGCUGCGACGCGAACCAUAAAACCAUAGCAUAA
This is a messenger RNA of Brassicogethes aeneus, 624 nucleotides long. Lineage: Eukaryota; Metazoa; Arthropoda; Insecta; Coleoptera; Nitidulidae. The record is from the annotation of a GenBank genome assembly.